This is a messenger RNA of Lactuca saligna, 1125 nucleotides long. The record is from the annotation of a GenBank genome assembly. Lineage: Eukaryota; Viridiplantae; Streptophyta; Magnoliopsida; Asterales; Asteraceae.
AUGCCGAUUGAGUUUGCUCUAAAACCUUCUUCAUCUUCUUUACAAACUCCACUUGUAGCAACUGCAGUUGGGUCUGGUCAUGGGAAAGUAAAAGUAUCAAAGGUUCAAGUGUGGAAAAGCAUUAGAUUGAGGGAGUCUAAUGUUACAUUUGAGAGAUCGAAUCAUGUACACGGUUAUAAACUGAAUGAUUCUGAAAGUGCCAACAAGUAUUGCUCUGAAUUUGAUCGACAUCAAAGAAGAACCAAACUUAAGGCAAACGCUAGCUCUGAAUUUUCUAUCAAUCCACAUAAUGAUUCUGGGGUUGCUCCUCCCCAAAAAGAUGGCAAAUCACUUGGAGCUACGUUGGAUCUUAUUUAUAGAUAUUCAAGAGCUUACACGCUCAAAGGAACCGUGUUGUCCAUCAUUUCAAUAUCUUUGCUUGCCGUCCAGAAGCUUUCGGAUUUUACUCCGUCAUUUUUCCUUGGAGUUUUGCAGGCGAUCAUAGGUGGCUGUUUAGCGAAUUUGUAUGUCGUCGGCAUAAAUCAACUCUCUGAUAUCGACAUUGACAAGGUUAACAAGCCAUAUUUGCCAUUGGCAUCAGGGGAGCUUUCAGUUAAAACCGGCAUUCUACUCACCUCAUUGUAUGCUAUUUUGGGUUUUUGCCUCGGAUGGAGUACUAAAUCUUGGCCGUUGAAGUUAGGUCUCUUUUUGUGGUAUGCUUUUGGAACUGCAUAUUCAGUUAAUCUACCAUUACUAAGAUGGAAAAGCAUUCCCGCACUUGCUGCAAUGUGCCUUUGGUCAGUUCAAGGAGCGAUCAUUCCUAUUUUGUUCCACCUCCAUGCACAGGAUAUUCCAGAUGUCGAGGGAGAUAAGUUAAAUGGUAUCAACUCGGUCGCACUACAAAUCGGGAAAAAACCGGUGUUUUGGCUUUGUAUAUGGCUCCUUGAAAUGGCAUACGGUGUGGCCAUAUUAAUUGGGUUAUCGUCGACCCGUUUUUGGAUCCGAUCAUUAAUGGCGUCGCCGCUAAAAGUCCCAAUUGUCACCGCUAAUACAUUUACAGGCGACCCGUCGCCGCUAAAAGGUCGUCGUUGUUGGUUUGUCGCUAAUACCCUAUUCGUUGCUGCUAAUGCUUACCGUUGCUGUUAA